This is a messenger RNA of Pseudogymnoascus destructans, 1651 nucleotides long. RefSeq lists its product as uncharacterized. The record is from RefSeq and is a predicted model, not a curated record. The transcript is spliced from 2 exons. Bases 609 to 1484 code for a protein of 291 amino acids. Gene Ontology annotation, molecular function: oxidoreductase activity. Lineage: Eukaryota; Fungi; Ascomycota; Leotiomycetes; Thelebolales; Thelebolaceae.
AUUCUCUCAUCAUGGCUGGUGGUCUUACAUUCCCAGUUCAUACACCAACUUACCUCUAGCUCUCCUAGCUACCUUGCUCUUUCACCGGAUGUUUCCUAUUCUCCGUCAACCGCCCUACUAAUUCGUUCUACGUCACGCACUACCAAGUCCCUCCCCGCCCCGUCCAAGCCCGGAAGUCCGUCAGGAAGCCCGCUGGGGAAGUCCGUUGGGGAAGUCCGCUGCCUUCGGACAGCGGCUCUGCUGCACACCCUCCUGCAUCGUUAGCCCUCUCUGCCCCCAAAGAAGGACUGGGCGCAGCUCUAUGGACUUCGGGAAAAGGGAACGGGACGAAUCAGUUUGGGGAAAGGGGAAGCCAAAUGCUGUCAUUAACGGAUAUGGGAACGGAGACUGUGCGGACUUCAAAUGCGACGCACAAGACGGACGGAAGAGGACGUUUUCGAAGCCGAUGACAUAAACACAUCAAGAUGGUGAUAUAUAUCUCAACGCUAGAAGAUUACUUCUUCAAACCGAGUGACUUAUAGAGCUACUUUUCGCAUAUCAUCCUUCCCCAUUUAUGCAACGUUAGGCUUCGACAGCGACAUCUACAAUACCUCAAAACUUUCAAAAUCAUGGCCCCACCAGCAGCAGUUGACGAGAUCGCCUCUAGCCUCGCUAUGGGCGGUGAUGUUGAUUCCCAAGGUGCCACUACAUUUUUUACCUCUCUUCCAUUUGCCGGAAAAGUCGCCCUCAUAACCGGUGCAUCCCGUGGAAUCGGCCGAGGCAUGGCUCUCGAGCUCGCCCAGCGCGGCUGCUCCAUCAUCGCGAACUAUGCGUCGUCCGCGACGGAAGCCAAGUCGCUCGUUAGUGAGAUCCACAAGCUCGGAACUGGCGCCAAGGCUAUUGCUCUGCGUGCCGAUGUCUCUAAGCCUGAUGAGAUCUUCCAGCUCUUCGAAGACGGCAUCGCCCACUUUGGCCACCUGGACUUCGUCAUUUCAAACUCCGGCACUGAGGUUUGGAAAGAUGAGCUCAAGGUCACCGAGCAGGACUUCGAUCGAAUUUUCGACCUCAACUGCCGUGGUCAGUUCUUCGUCGCCCAGCAAGGCAUGAAGUAUCUCCCACGCGGCGGCCGCAUCAUCCUCAUGUCCUCGAUUGCUGCCUCUAUCUCGCACGUGCCCAACCACGCCUUAUACGCAGGCUCAAAGGCAGCCGUGGAGGGGUUCACAAGGUGCUUCAGCAUUGAUUGCGGCCCGAAGGGUAUCACCUGCAACGCGAUUGCUCCGGGAGGCGUCAAGACCGACAUGUUCCAGGGUAAUGCAUGGCAUUAUACACCUGGCGGAACACCGGAUACGCCAAUGAGCGAAAUCGAUGCGGGUAUUGCAAAGGCCUCCCCAUUGAACCGCGUUGGGUAUCCAGCUGAUAUUGGCCGUGCCGUAUCACUACUUGUGAGCCCAGAAAGCGAGUGGAUUAAUGGCCAGGUCAUCAGACUGAGUGGAGGAGCCAUCUAAAUGGUGCAUCAGUCGUUGCUUUCAAAGAGAAAUGGCUGAACAGCAUUGGUUUCUGACUGUCGUGUCACAAUAUUGUAUGGACGAGAAAAUGUCGAACAUUGCAUGCAGGUUUCUGUUCCUCAACCUCUACAUGUAACUUGCAAAUAAUAGAUUGAAUCUAAACCAAA